AUGACCUCGCUAGCCGAGCUCAAUAGAUCGAUCAACCUCCUUGCAAGCAAGUUCAUCAUACCAGACGAACUAUGGGAAAAUGCUCCCAAAGAGAUUAUCGCUACUAUUGCAAAUGGUGACACUAUAAAAAUUAAUAAAGUUUGCAGAAACAUUAAUCUCGAGCUCGCAGAUAGAAUUGCCUUUCAUCUUAACAACGAUAUGGUAAUUGUAAAAAAGGUUACUGAAGCUUUUAGUAAAGGAAAACCAAGUUUUCUUGAAACCCAGAAAAAGGGUUCUAAAGAAAAACAAAUUCUGGGUACCAAUAUAACCCAAGAAAGAAUUAUUGGAGAAAGGAUUGUUUCUGUCCAAACCACCAUUUUCAAACAGAUAGAAGAUCUUCUUGAAAAAGUUUGUUCUGAAAAUCCUAUUGAUCCAGAAAAAACCAAAGGAUGGAUGAAGGCUUCAAUCAAGCUCAUUAAUCCUAAAACAAUUGUCAGAGAAAAGCCUAUGGUUUACUCUCCACAAGAUAGAGAAGAAUUCUCCAAACAAAUCAAAGAAUUACUUGAUAUGAGAUUAAUCAAAGAAUCAAAAUCUCCUCAUACGUCUCCUGCUUUUCUAGUUAACAAAGAAGCAGAAAAAAGAAGAGGAAAGAAACACAUGGUUGUCAACUACAAGGCAAUCAAUGAUGCAACCAUUGGAGAUUCCCAUAAUCUCCCUAAUAUGCAUGAGCUCUUAACUCUACUACGGGGAAAAAAUAUUUAUUCAAGUUUCGACUGCAAAUCUGGUUUCUGGCAAGUCCUACUUGAUGAAGAAUCGCAGCUACUCACUGCUUUUACAUGUCCUGAUGGGCUCUUUCAAUGGAAGGAGAUAAAAAUGUGCUGGCAGACUGUCUCACCCGUGACUUCAGGUAUGUCUUACAUCAUCCAUGAUCUCACUUGCUCCUCUCGAGCCCUAUAA
This is a messenger RNA of Lactuca virosa, 936 nucleotides long. The record is from the annotation of a GenBank genome assembly. Lineage: Eukaryota; Viridiplantae; Streptophyta; Magnoliopsida; Asterales; Asteraceae.